CCGGUGGAUAACGGAAGUGGCCUGUCGAAGAGGUGGGCUGAGUCGCCUGGCGCUGAGAGGACGCCGCCGUCCGCUCUCCUAGAGGCCCGUCCCUCUCUCCCUCCCUCCCUCCCCGCCAUGCCUCCUCGGCCGCCGCGCUGAGGGGAGCGAGCCAUGGGCGCCAGCGGCUCCAAGUCGCGGGGCCUGUGGCCCUUCGGCUCGGGCGGCCCAGGGGGCUCGGAGGGGCCCGGCGGGGAGCAGGCCCUGUCCCGCGCGCGGGGCCUCUGCUCGGCCACCCCCUUCGUCUUCACCCGCCGCGGCUCUAUGUAUUAUGAUGAGGAUGGUGACCUUGCCCAUGAAUUUUAUGAGGAAACAAUAGUAACCAAGAAUGGGAGGAAGCGUGCUAAGCUGAAAAGAAUCCAUAAGAACCUGAUACCUCAGGGCACAGUGAAACUGGAGCAUCCUCGGAUUCACGUGGACUUCCCUGUUAUCAUCUGUGAGGUCUGAACCACAGAGGCAGUGUGGACAGCCACUGUGUGCUGUUAAUGCACCUUACUUGCCCAGUUGUACUGUACCUCAUGCACACCAUCCUGUGCAGUUACAUGUCCCUGCAGAACAAUGGAUCAGGAGCACAGUUAAAACGUUUAGCUUUGAAGCAUCUCUACUUGAAGGAAGUAACAGCAGCUGCAAUCUUCAAACUGGAUAGCAUUCAGGAAUAGCAUUGCCUUUAGGGUAUGUGUAGAUAGGAUUUGUGUCACAUGACUUGUCUCACUUUGCUUAGGAACCUGCUCAAAAUGCCCCCCUUUGAGUCCAGCAAAGUCCUUCUAGUGGGAGUCAGUUGACAUUUUGGUGGCAGCAGAUUCAUGUGUCUUGAGACCAUGGAAAACCAACUUUCAACUUUUCCUAAUCAGAUAAUGCUGUUUGUUAAACAACUUUAGUCAGCUUCUGUGAAGGUUGACACCAAAGUUUCUAUUUAUAUGCUGUAGAUGAGUAAAGGUGAACAGCAAGGCCUUAGGCUUUCCCACACCUUCUUCUAAAACACAACAUGGAUUAAUGCCCAACAUUCUUUGAGGGGAGCAAGGGGUGAUAUUCAGUACUGCACUUAAGAGGCCAACUGAAGCUGUCCAAGACAGAUUUAAUCUGGAGAUUUCUGUUAACACAGGCUGAUCUGUGGACACCUUGUUCUUUUUUAUCACAUCUCCUUAGGAAGUUCUACCUUUUCAUCGCAGGCUAUAUCUUGUUCAGUUUUGCUGGUUAGAAAAGGCCAUUGGCUAGCACCUGUGCUGUGGCAGAUCAGUCUUUUAGCAGGAGCACUAUCCAAGCAAUGUCGUUUUUCUGUUUAGAUUACCUUUGCAGGCUAAUUCUUGGAAGACAUUUGUCAAGCUGCAAUUUUAUUUCUUAGUCAUCUCCCCCUCUGGCAAUCUACAUCCUGUUGAUGUAUGGGACAAAUUGUCACAUCUAUCCAGUGUCACCCUUAUUUUAGGAUAGGUUUUUUAAAUCUUCUGAACUGGUUAUAGGUGACAGUUACUUUUUGUUCCCUUGUUAACACUAAGGAAAUUUUGUUGUUUAGAGCCAGAUGGUUGCCUGAGUGUUCUUGACUCCUUUGGCUGUCAUACUCCUUCAGUGCAUAUUAAUGGUGUUCUGUUAACUUUCAUUGGCAGCCUUUGUAACUGCUUGAAUUGGGCCAGGUAUUGUCUGAUGUCGGAUAAUGCAGCACAAUUCAAAGGAGAGUUGUAGCUCUUCUUCUUGAAGAGUUCUGCCCCUUUCUCUCCAUGGGCAUUUGUGAAACAUUUCAUGAGUAGGACCACAACUGCAGGCAAAAAUAGCACAAGUAGCUGUGUAAGUACCAAAGUGGUAUGCCUGUCUUUUCUCCCCAUUUUUUCCUUCCAGAAUAUAGAACUACCUAUCCACAAGACCCAAACAGGCAAAAUCCUGUCAUCGGCACUGAUAUCAGUUCUUAUGCAGUGUGCAACAAGGAGACCUUUGCCUGCCUCCCUGUCUUUUCUACCAAUCCUUCAGAAUUUGUAUAGAGCUUUAAAGGGAUUGUGGUUUGCUUUCACUGUAGGAAGUUUGCUCAUUGCACAUCAUAUUUUGUUUGCCAGAGCAUGUCAUUGCCUUUCUGAGUACUUCAGGCAUUUGCUACCUCAACAUUUAAUUUAAUCAGUUGGUACAGAAUUGGGCCAGCAGAAUCAAUUAAUCUAGAUUGUGUGCACUCUGAUUUUUGUACCUGCAAGGGAGUCCUUAGGCAUUAUGAACCAGACAAUAAGGGUGUUUGAGGUAUAUAACAAAUGUUGAGAGGGGUCUUUGUGGUCAUUGGCUGUCAUCUUCCCCUAUGCCAGUACUAUUGACUGCGAUUGUAGUCUGUAGGAUCUAUCUUUUUGUGCAGCCAACAUGACGGUCUCUGAGGUGCAACUGCUUUGCUAUGCAAAAUUCAUGCUGUGAAUUCCGGAACAGCACAGUUACUUGUAAAUGGAAACGUGCAUCACCUCAGACAUUGGGCAUCUGUCAGAUUUCCAUCCCCCACCCCCACCCAAACUCUGCACUGAAACUUACCAUUUGGUUCAGCUCCAGGUAGAUGAUGCUGAUGCUGGUCAACUGACAUCAUUAUCCUUCAUCAGACUGGGAAAUUUCCACUGCUAUGAAACAAGAGCAUACCAGGGAUAGAGGUACACUCCUUGGCAAGCAGAGUAUUGUGGUAUUGUGGUGCAUGAUGAGUUGUGAGCUAAAAUCAAGGGGGCUAUGCGUAAGCAGUAUAGUUGAGCAGGGAGGAAGCUGUUGAGCAAGGAACUUGCUCCAGAGCUGGUUGAGAAAAAGCAGGGUUUUUUUCUGUAUAGCGAUCUAAAUGUUCAUGCUGGGAAAUUCUGCACUCCUUUGCAUGAGACCGGAGUCAUGGAGAAUACUGAGGCUGGGAGGCUCAAUGCUUCUACCCUUCCCCCAUAUUUACAUUUCCUGAAAGAUUUAAUUUAUUUUUUCCUUGGCUGCCUUCUUUCUGAGCAAGCAGAUACUGUGUGAUCAAAAAACAAUACUGUGUGAUAUUGGCUUGCAUUUAUCUCUGCCACUUCUAGUGCUUUGACACCUACAGCUGGGGAUUGGGAUGUAAAUGGAGCCUCUGACCAGCAGAAGCUUUUUUUCUGCUUGGCUUGAAAUCUCCUCAGAGGUGGCAGACUCCCUGGAGCUGACUGGCAGCUGCUCUCAGGCCGUUUCCCCGCAAAGGCUGGCUUGCCCACUGGGACUGCAGCUGUGCCAUUAGGCUGCUUGGAUUCUGCAAUCCCUUUGAUGCUGUUUGUAUCACUGCGCUUUUCGGCAGCCCUGCUCCUCUUCUGAGCAGCACCUGUUGUCGAGGAGAGGGCUCGUGGAGACUGCUGUAUACAGGAUAAUGCUGAUAAUGUGAAAGCUGGUGUAAAUAAUAUACAUAUAUAAAUAUAUAUUAUCACAGUUGUUGGAACAAGCAAAAAGUUAUAUUUCCUUUUUUAUGAUUCUUCUGUGCAAAUAUGUGGUUGUGUAGAAGACUUGGGCCCACUAGCACUACACUUCCUGUAGCGUAAAUCUGAGAACCUGAAGACAAAUGUGUAUCAUAUUUAUGGUCUGUUUCCUCUGCCUUGAAGUGCAUUUGUCGAAUUUUGUUAAAUUUCAAUAAAAUUAUUUCUAAGUCCCAGAA
Molecule: messenger RNA, 3637 nt
Organism: Anolis sagrei ordinatus
Lineage: Eukaryota; Metazoa; Chordata; Lepidosauria; Squamata; Anolidae
Gene: TUSC2
Product: tumor suppressor 2, mitochondrial calcium regulator
Biological process (GO): regulation of mitochondrial membrane potential; inflammatory response
Cellular component (GO): mitochondrion
Source: RefSeq, a predicted model, not a curated record